Messenger RNA from Ictalurus furcatus (blue catfish), 1079 nucleotides. RefSeq lists its product as uncharacterized. The transcript has 6 exons. Lineage: Eukaryota; Metazoa; Chordata; Actinopteri; Siluriformes; Ictaluridae. The record is from RefSeq and is a predicted model, not a curated record. Bases 159 to 1079 code for a protein of 306 amino acids.
CCCCGCCCCCUGUCACGAGCUCUAAGGUGUGGUCCAAUACCUAAACAAUGCAUUCAGAAUGUGAGCAGAGUUUCUCAGGUAGAACUGUCCUGUCUCCAGACUGAAACAGAUUCCCCUCAUACUCGGAGUCUGGGAUUCAUUUAGCUUUUAUUUAGCUGAUGUUCAGUUUGUGUUCUGAAUCGUGUCCUAAUGCUUUUAUUCUGCACUUCCGGCUUUGUUUCUGUUCAUCAGAGCAAGGGGUUAUAGUUUAUCGUCCAGUCAUGCAGUCCUGCAGCGUUCACCACUGUGUCCUGCUCUUACUCACCCUCACAUUCACCACUGCUCCGGUAUUAGCUGCUGUCUGUUCUAAAACAGUGAAGCUUCAUCAGCCUGUGACUCUCUCAUGUGAAUAUAAAUGUUCUGGUUCAGUCAAAUGGUCUUUAUUUAAUAAUCGAGAUGUUGUCUUCACUCGGUGUGAUGAGACGUCGUGCAGCUCACUGGUGAAGGGAUAUAAUAUGUCUCAUGAUCAGUACCAGGAUGGAGAUCUCUCUCUCAUCAUCACUGCAGCUGAUUACAGAAUGAGGAACACGUACUCGUGUGAGUGUGGCGUCUCAGAAAUCUCUACUGUGCGCCUCAGCAUUGAGACCGUGUUCUCAGCAGUUCAGAAGAACCCUGGUGAAGAUCUGAUCCUGGAUCUGUCCGUACCAGAGCCAGUGGAGGUGAUUUAUACAAGCAGUGAUUCAGCUGAUGGUGAACGGAUCUGUAACGUGACUCAACACUCACUACAGUGUAAAGCUGAAUACACACACAGAACAUCACUCAGAUACCCAGAGCUCACACUGAGAGACGUGACGCACAGUGAUCGUGGACGUUACACCAUCCGGGACACGGAGAAUAUGGAAGACAUCCGUGUGUACUCUGUCUCUGUGACAGAUGAGAAGUUUCCUUGGUGGAUAAUUGGACUCAUAGUGCCGGUGGUGGUGAUUCUGCUGGUGACCCUUCUCUUUCUAUGUAUAAAAUACCAGAAGAAUGCAGUCCAUGUGUGUGUGUUCAAAGACUCGCUCUCGAGGACGCCGCAGUGCUCCUGGUACGUCUAUUAA